Molecule: messenger RNA, 5732 nt
Organism: Pogona vitticeps (central bearded dragon)
Lineage: Eukaryota; Metazoa; Chordata; Lepidosauria; Squamata; Agamidae
Source: RefSeq, a predicted model, not a curated record
UAUGUGAAGAAACAUCCUUUAGUAGCCCACAGAAUACUGUGCUGUUCCUCACAAAUUCAUACAAAAACAUGUAUAUACUGCAUUAUGGUUGAAUAACUCUAUGUGCUCAUAUUAAUGAACUGCGUAUGAACACCUGAAUUUUCUGCAACCAUUCUUGUUUCCCAGGUGGAUAUUCCUGUGGUGCUGAUGUUUACUGGUUUCUGUUUGCCUUUCACCUAGUGUACCUUAUUCCAGUGUGUCAUUGUGUGUCUAUGCCACUGAGAAAAGUCCCUGACUGAGUCAGCAGAGAAACAACCAGCCAAGAUGCACAUUCUGCUGGUCUCACAAGUGCAUGUUUUUGUCUGCUCACAUGAUGCACCUUGGUGGCAGCACUGCUGCACUGCAGUGAUCAGUAAGGACAGUUGUGUGCGCUGCACGGCCUUUGGUGCAGCUCUUAAGCUAGUCUGCUGCUCUCAAGAUACUGCAGGGGAUGUGGUUGCUAGGUCAAUGCUGAGUUCAGAUUCAGUUGACCAGCCUUGUGAUUUUCUGCACAUGGAAGGUGAGGGAAUCACUAUCCACCAGUAUCUGUAGGAGGAGGGAAGGGGGACUAAGGUACAUAGGAAUAAUUCUAAUGGUGUGUUGUCAAAUCUAAUCUGAUUUAUGGCAUUCAGUUCCUCCUUCCGGUAUAGCUCUGACACCACGCAGCUUAUUCCAAGACCUCACUGGUGGCAGGGCACCUAACCUCAUCAGCCACCCAUGUUGGUGAUGUUGGCCAGUCCUUCUUCUGGGAGGCACAGGGGGAAUCUGAACUCCCAGCCGGUGGUCCAACUCACUGCGCGAUGCCAGCUGAAAGCUGCCUUGUGGAAUGUUCACAUAAUACACACAUACCACUCGAACACAGCACAUCUAUCUAUGCAUUUUAAAAUAAACAAAUAUAAGAUCCUGGGAGGAUGCAGGCACUCCCUUUACCAGGAGCACCCCACAACCAUGCAUGGUGCUAUCUUAUCACGUGGAGCAGUAAAAAUCUUGACCUGGCCCAAGAGCCAAAAAAAUAAAAAAAGAAGGAAAAAAAUAACAAAGAAAGAGAGGGGCGCACAGCAGCACAAGGCAUUUUGUUGUCUGGGGUGACAUGCGAAUGAGCAUCUCCGCACUCCGUAUCCAACUGGCCAAAGUACAUAUUAACAGGACCCAGCCAAAUGACUUCGGGACAUAAAACAGAACAGCCCUGCCUUCCCUGGCAAUAAAAAUUCGGUUAAGAAUUAAGGCGAACAACUGACAAGUGGCUGCCCGAGGGGCCUCCUUAACACAGUGAGGGGCCUGUCCUGGCUAAGGGGACAUAAGCGACGGCCAAGGAACGAACUCCUCAUAGCCGUUCCUUUUUUCCCCCGCCAGCGGCCUCAGGCCCCACCUCCUCCUCCUUCUCCUGCAGGUGUAAGAUUUGGCGGCGUCCUCCGGCAGCCCUGCCAUUGCUGCCGCUGCUGCUGCUGCUGCGCACUGGAAGGAAAGAGAGACCCGAAGAGCUCUGCAACUGGAAGGGGAAGGAGGAGGAGGAGAGCAAGGAAAAAGCUUAAAAAAAAAGAUAGAGAGAGACGGGGACGGGCGGGAGAGAAAGCAAGUCAGUGAAUCCUCCUCCUCUUCCUCCUGAUCCCCAUCGGCUCCGGCGGGGGAGGGCGUCCUAUGCCGUCCUUCCUCUGGAAGUGCCGCCGAGCUGCCCUUUUUUUCCCCCGUCUCGGUAUCUUUUAUUUAUUUAUUCUCUCUCUUCCCCCCCCCCCGCCGGCCGCCCCGGCGAAGCGAAGGCCAACGCGUGAGGGAACGAGAAGCGGGACCUGCUCCUCGGGCUCGGCUCUCUCCGCCGGGUUUCCUUGAGAGAUGAAGCAGAGAGGGAACUACCCUUCCCUGUGCAGCUCUGGGAGCCUUGCUCUCCCAUGUUACUGAUUGGCCCAGCCAGGAGAAGCAGUCUUAGCAUCCAUCAUGUGCACAACAAAAGAAGGAGCAGCCUUUUGAGCUCUGGCUGGAAUGUGUGCUGCAUUUCCUGCACGUUUUUAAGAAGCCAGAGGUUCAGAAGGCUCAAGUGGAAGGAUGCCGUCUGAAGUGUGCCUCAGUAUUCAGGAUAUGCUGACUGGUCAGAGGCUUUGCCAGUCCAGUUCUCAUAAUGAUGCUGUUUUGGCUGCUCUGAACCAGCAAAGAAGCGACGGAAUACUCUGUGAUAUAACUCUCAUUGCAGAAGAGCAAAAGUUCCAUGCCCACAAAGCAGUACUAGCAGCAUGCAGUGACUACUUCAGAGCAAUGUUCAGUCUUUGUAUGGUUGAAAGCGGUGCAGAUGAGGUGAAUUUACAUGGCAUCACAAGCAUAGGUUUAAAGCAAGCUCUGGACUUUGCAUACACUGGACAGGUUCUUUUGGAGCCAGGAGUAAUCCAGGAUGUGCUUGCUGCAGGAAGUCAUCUGCAGUUGCUGGAAAUGCUUAGUUUAUGUUCACACUAUCUUAUCCAGUUAAAAUGGAUCUUUUACAUAAACUUGCUUAAGGAGUUAAAUAGCUUCAAUUACCUGGAUCUUUAUAAGCUUGCUGACCUCUUUAACCUCCCUUUGUUGGAGAAAGCAGUAGUCGACUUUUUAGUGAAACACCUCUCUGAACUACUGAACAGCCGCCCAGAAGAAGUCCUGGCACUACCAUACAGCCUCAUCCGAGAGGUCUUGAAGAGUGACCAGCUUACAUCACUGAGUGAAAAACAAAUUUGGCAGCUAGCUGUCAGGUGGCUGGAACACAACUGCCGUUAUCAGUACAUGGAUGAACUUCUCCAAUAUGUUCGGUUUGGGCUUAUGGAUGUGGAUACAUUGCAUACAGUAGCCCUUUCUCACCCUCUUGUCCAAACUAGUGAAACUGUGAUGGCACUGAUCAACGAGGCCUUGGUGUAUCACCAGAGCAUCUAUGCACAGCCAAUUUGGCAGACCAAAAGGACAAAACCUCGCUUCCAGUCAGAUACUCUUUACAUCAUUGGUGGGAAAAAGCGAGAGAUCUUCAAAGUCAAAGAACUUCGGUAUUUCAAUCCUGUGGACCAAGAGAAUGUUCAUAUAGCAGGAAUGGCAAACUGGAGUGAACUGGCACCCAUGCUGGUAGGAAGAAGCCACCACUGUGUGGCUGUAAUGGGAGACUUCCUUUUUGUAGCAGGUGGUGAGGUUGAACAUGCGACUGGCCGCACAUGUGCUGUACGGACUGCUUGUAGAUAUGACCCUCGUAAUAAUUCUUGGGCUGAAAUAGCUCCAAUGAAGAACUGCCGAGAACAUUUUGUGCUUGGAGCUGUUGAUGAAUACCUCUACGCAGUAGGAGGUAGAAAUGAACUGCGUCAAGUUUUGCCUACAGUUGAGCGAUACUGCCCCAAGAAAAACAAAUGGACUUUUGUUCAGUCUUUUGACAGAUCUCUUUCGUGUCAUGCAGGAUAUGUUGUGGAUGGUCUUCUCUGGAUAUCAGGAGGCGUAACAAAUACAGCACAAUAUCAGAACAGACUAAUGGUCUAUGACCCUUCACAAAAUAAAUGGCUUAGUCGCAGCCCCAUGUUGCAGAGGAGAGUUUACCAUUCCAUGGCUGCUGUUCAAAGAAAGCUCUAUGUUUUAGGUGGCAAUGACCUGGAUUAUAACAAUGAUAGGAUACUUGUCCGCCACAUAGACUCGUACAAUAUUGACGCUGACCAGUGGACACGCUGCAACUUCAGUAUGUUGACAGGCCAAAAUGAAUCUGGAGUUGCUGUUCACAACGGCAGAAUAUAUUUAGUUGGUGGUUAUUCAAUUUGGACAAAUGAACCCUCAGCAUGUAUCCAAGUGCUGGAUGUUAGCAAAGAAGGAAAAGAGGAAGUUUUCUAUGGACCCACCUUGCCUUUUGCUUCUAAUGGAAUAGCAGCCUGUUUUCUGCCUGCUCCCUACUCUACCUGCCCAAACCUACAGCCUUUGCAAGUGCCUCACCACAAGAUAGGCACUGUGUGAAAUGAGUGGCAUGACUCACAGGAGAAUUUCUUCAUUCAUCCUUCAUUUUAUCUUGAAUCCCCAAACUGAAAAAACGAAAACAAAAACAAAAUUGCAUUUCCUCCCUGCAAUAGAAGCCAGGAGAGAACAAAACCAAAGGGGUCAAAAUUAGACCAACCCCCUUUCCUACCUUCAAGUAGGAGUGAGCAUCUUUAUCUAUUAAGAUCCUUCACCCCAGUAUUCUAGGAACAUGGUGCGCAGUUCUCUGACCUCUUGCUCAAAAAGAUCUGCCAUUUUUCUUGAUUUCCAGAAGUCCACCACAGCAGAGAAAAUGUUGAGUUAUUAAGGACUGUAUAUUACUGUAAAAUGCAGUAUGUUGAAAGGGAGCCCAAAGUAAGUUUUACUUAUACUAUUUGCUCUUUCUGUCACUAGACAAGUCCAAGGAAAUGAAUGAAGAAUAUAAACUUUUAACUGAGCAGAUGCAAACUAACUGGAUUCUAUUUUUCAUCUAAAACUGUAGCUAGUAUCCUGUUGUGUAGAUUUGUUGGUACAACAGGAGUGAUCUCACCGACAACAACAGAGUCUUGUUAAUUAUAGAGUUCUUGCUUCAACUGCAGGUUGCUCCAAUUUCAGAUUGCUUGCAUAAACUCUACAGGGGCAUUCUGCCACUAUCUCUUAUGUCACUCCUAUUGCACUGGUGGAGAUAUACAACAGGAUUUUAGCCACUUAAUUCUCAGAAACAAGGCUACAAUUGUGGUGAGUUUGUACUGGUAAAGUUUUGAAAAUUGCUUAUGUUGAGUGCUUUUCCUUGGUAUUAGGAGAUCUUGAAAAUUCAAAACUGUAUAUUUCAGCACAUCUCGUCAAGGUGAGCCUCAAAACUAGUGGGUGUUUAUGUUUGCUUCACAAUGGAGGGGGUGGGCUAAAGGCUGAGCAAAAAAGUCAUGUAGUUGUAAUACUUUUUGCAGCAGGAAAGACAAAGAUGAGGCACUACCAUCAGCAAGAGAGUGUCACAUUGCAGGAAGGAGUGAGACAGACACCUUAAAGGUCAUGGUGAAGCCUUGCUGCAAUGUUCAAGAUUGCUCCCUAUAGAAUUAAGACAGGAGUGCUUAGACAAUAGUGCAGCUUGUUUAGCUAUAUUGAGUUCUUUUGUCUUUGUACAGAUCCAGAGUGGCUUUCUGAAACUACAGUAUUUAGCAGACACGUGAGGGAAAUGGAUUGUUUAAUUCCAGUAUCUACAGCAAAAGCUGUAAAUACAAAAUAAAGUCAUGUCAAGACAUCAUCCUGAAAUUUGAACUUUAAAAUGUACUGUACUUUUCAAACAACGUUGUAGGAAAGCUUGUUUAGGGGAAGUCUGUUGCUUUGAAGUUAAAAAGCUAACUAUUGCCUAUUUGGAGUUUUCCCUAAAGAGUUACUUAAAAUAGUGAAGAACCAGAUGCUCCGUAUACUUCUUGGAACACGUAUCUAACAGUUCUUGCUGUUGUUUUGAACACAAGACAAGUAGGCAUUGAUGGGGCACUCCCUGAUUUUCUUCAGUGAAAGAAUACUGAAGAUGGUAUUUUCAUCUACCCACUCAUAAACAUUUCGGCUUCUGCUGCUUAGAGCAGGGGUCAGGGAACUUUUUUACCUUUUACCCCCCCCCCCCCAAAUUUAUAUAAGCCAACAUUACCCCCUUGAUUUGAAAGGAAGGAAAUGAUACAGUAUUUGAUGAAGCCACCUUUUUUCCCGCUUUAAUUGGAGCCUUGCCUGUUCUUUUCAUAGUUUUGAGUCAGUCUCUCUCUUUCUCACACACACAAACACAG